UGACAGGAGACAAACUGCUGCAUGCACAGCGUGGGAAACGCGUUAAGAGAAUGUACGUGCUGCAAUUGAACCUCAACUGAAUUAGUCUUGGUUAGGACACUAUGGUUGCUAUAAAGAACGCCACUGUUUUUGUUAGCCUGCUGAUUCAAAUCAUUUUGGUGGACUUCAUCAAUGGCGGAACUAAGAAAGGUAUGGAGUCCAUAGAAACAAACGCAAAUCUAGCCAUUAACAUUUGAUUCGUACCAGUCUAUUUUAAACACUUUUUCGAACAAGCAUUUCAAUGUAUUAUAUUCAUCAGCUAAGCCCUUUUUAUGAUUUGAACUAUGUACGUGCAAUUGUUGAAACGUGCCAUGCAGAAGAUCGACCCCGGGGGGACUCCCUGUUAACAGAACCAGGAUGGUUGUAAAAUUGAGGAUUUAACAUGGUACCAGUUAAGUUCAAUAUGUUUAUACACAAAUCCUAGGGCAGUGCUUGAUAACAAAGGCAGAAGAAGAAAAGUAGAAAGAAAGAAGAAUGAAGCUGAUAUUCUGUGACACUUUCUGUGUCUGAAAUGAUUCAUGAUUGCUCUUACUGAUUUGGCUCAGUGUCUAUUUUAGAAUUGUAUCGUUAAGAGCCAAUGCUGUGCCACGCCCCAAUUGGUCUCUUUUUCCAAUUUUCUGACGAGCGUCUCCCCCACCAUCACAUGGGAUCCCCCCCGGGUGGCUGCAAUGUUUUGAAAAUACAGUGCAAUUCAAUCUGAGACUGUUUUCAUGUAUUUCAAGUUGCAGAUGGGAAUAGUGAUAUUAUUGGAGGAAAAUUUCUCUCCUUUCCUUUCUUUCUUCAAAUGAUUAGAAAUUCAUAUUGUUGUUUUCGAUUAUUUAAUCAUGUCUAUUCGGAACUGAGCCAACGAAAACCACGAGACUGUUAACAACUAUAUGUAAUUUUUCUUCUAGAGCUUUCAGAACCCAAAAUGAACAUCGAUAGAGAUCACAGAAUGUUUAUCCUGCGCACUUGGAUGAAAUCAGUGGAAAGAAGACAAACAGGGAGAUCAAAGAGGGAAACAAGAAACAAAAAAGGAAGGAGCAGAUAUAGUCUACCCUACUUCCCUCUCUAUCCAAUGGACUUGCCGGGUACGUCUGUUGUUUAUUUCCGUGAGGUCAUAUACUGUUAUUUUUCACGGCAGUAUUUCAAAUCACUAGUACAGUGUUAAAGUACUACAAAUACUAGUUAGAACGUUAACUUAUGUACUUUUUGUGGAAUGCUCAUCUUGGUAGCUCUGGGUUAAUUGUAGCAUAAGUCCUGUGAGUGACUCUAGGGAGCUUUAGCAUCGCCGAUGGGGACGGCAGUGAGAACGUCGCUUUAAAAAUGAAUUAGGGUUUUUUUUUUAACUGUGUCGCGUUUACUCCAGUUCGCUGAAAAUGUCAAUGUAGGCGAAUUUCCCUGGAGUUGAUUACUUGGGGCCUGCACUCAAGUUUAGAAAGAGAAAGAAAAAAUUCGUCGUCGCUCGUUUUAAAACGUCCUCCAUAAAACGUGAAAUUAGGCAGUUUCACGUCGUAGUCGCGUAGCGACGGCAAAGUAGCCUGCGAAAACAUCCGUUUCUCCUCGCUCUUCGCCGCUGGGGACGUUUCGCGCGAAGGAACGUCCCCAGUGGCGAAGAGCGAGGAGAAACGGAUGUUUUCGCAGGCUAACGGCAAAGAAACGUACAAAAAAGCGUGAUCACGUGCAAAGUUGUUGUUUUCCCGCAAUAUGAACCUAUUGCGUUUUUGACGUUCUCUUGCCGUCACCGUCAUCGUUGCUAAAGCUUCCUAGUUAUGGCUUAAAGAGAACGCCUUUCAAAGCGCAAACCAUGAUCUGCACGCCUCGAAGGCCAUUGCGCAUGAACGACUGACUCGAGACUGACACGCGCGCGUUGCCUUAACGAGGAAGGAAGAAGAUGAUUUUUCGAUGUUAGAGACUAAUUGCCGGAUAAUGAGCAACCGAGCAAAUGAUGGCUAAUCCACCAUCUUGUGGUAUUGAUCUGUUUAGGUUCUUGAUGUUACGUAUGAUAAAGUUAUUAUUAUCGUAUACUCAGGCUCUUAGAAUUAGAUAAGUCCAAACCACUUAAAACUGCAUUUAGUUUUCUUUUUAAAAGUAAAGGGAAUAGUUAGGUCUUGGUCUGCUGAUGGUUCAGCAUUCGAGAAGAACCAACUUCAAAGUAAAGCCGCACAAUACCUUUUAUAGAUUCCAGUUCUUCUAGAUACUUCUUUGUACCAUUUUUACCUCAGUACUCGCUGGGUAUCAUUUUGAGCAAUUAUCGCGUAACAAUCUAUUCAUCAAUUUACGAUAUUGAUCAUGAAAACUUUCCAGACUCCUCUGUAUAUCGAUUGAUCUUUUGCGACGAGGCAAAGACUAGAUUUAUAUUGCUAAAUCACUAAUGCUGAUUUUAUCUUUUGGCGUACUAACAGCUUUGACAGAGCUUUCAUUACGCUUCCUUAUGUUGCGCUCCCAGAGGCUGUGCUCUUCAAGAUGGUUACGAGAGGCUGACAAGGUGUUGAACACCGCCAUUAUCAGUGUUUCGCGCGCGCAUGAAGAGAUAAAAAACAAACAAACAAACAAGCAAAAAACAUACUCGACAAAAACAGUGGCAAUCUUACUAGACAGUACCUAACUUAUUGAACUUAUGUAGCAGGAAGUCCUAAACACUUGGCCGCACUAAAAAGACCAGAAAUUUAAAUACAUGGAACUGUUUCAGCGUGUUGCUUGAAAUGUUUUCCAGCUUUUUUCAGUGUCUUUGUCGAACAUUUUAUGUCUACUACUCUCAAGGAUUCACUCUCACAGUCAGUAGUGGGCAGCCUUCUGUGCAGGAAUUUCCGAUUUCGAUUUCCACGUGCUACCUCGAAUCCUUAUUUCGACUUCUUUCCCUCUUUUCUUGUGGCUUUUUUAAGUAGCUUUAAAUACCCAUAAAAAAGAGCACAGAUAACACAUAGCUACAAAUGAGGAGAGGGGAGGGGGACAAAGUGAGCGCAUCGUCGGCUUCAGUUCGGUAAGUUUAAUGGUUUAAGUAGUGUUUUUAAUACGAGUUACCGACGCGAAAUAAGGACGUUUGCUGACUUUACCCUUACGACGCGUGUUAGAGACAUAUUUCAGUUGUAUGGUUCUUUAAUUGUUCCCUAAACUUUUAUUUUUAGCUGAAGCAACAAUACUAUUUUACAGAAAUCCCAUAAAUUUUGUGAGCGACAGGAGAUUCUUAGUGUAAAGUUUUUCUUUGAGCGCUCUGCAGUCUUUAGGCUAUUUUUGUCUAGUAACUAGAAACCAAGCGCCGUAUGGCAAGAUCUAGAAAGGCGACUUCAGAUGUUGUUAAUUAACACUCACGCGAUUAACAAGUUAUCGAAGGAAGUCGCGGGCAAGACUUAAGGUUGACUUACUCAGUGCCGCUGCUAAAUUUUGGUGUUGAACCACAGUUAAGCAAUCAUUGCCACUAAACUUGGAUCGAUGCGCUUUUAUUUAACUGCGCACAGAAAAACUACACUGUAGGUAUUCGGUUUGUCUCUGCACGUUCAGGCACCGGAUAUUGGUCCUUCAAUCCAUUUUCUUAUCUGAUAUGUUCGUUUAAAACUGCAAAUAAAGUGGCUUAAGUCACGUUUCUCUAUCGCAGAGCAUCCUGAAUUUAUUGCUGCUGCGGACAGACAAGUUGAAGCUACUUCUCUGAUAACUUGUUUUACCACUCCAAACCAAGAAAGAAAAUUCCAGAAUUUCGGUUCAAACAGGAGCCCCCGGGAUCAAAGGGGUAGCCAACUGAUACUACUGUGUUGGACCUCAUGGAAAAAAAAAAACUGAAACUAUGCCUCAUUAAUUCGAAGCUAAACAUCAAUGGCUCUUUAUUCCCCCCUAGUCUUCGUGUGAAUCACAGACAAAAUCUAUGCUAUUCUAUGUUAUUUAUGCUGUCCUUCAGUAUAAAUCGUUGGACUUAAGUUCAAUUUAAUUCCUUUACAGCCCUCUCUUACCCUAAAAUCUCAAAACAGUUUUCUUGUCAAUCAACUACUUAGCCACGCCGAUUGAAAUGAGAUCGGCUGAAAAACAUCAUCAGCCCCGGCUCGUUCCCAGGGCUUUUCCGUCAGAAUGGCCCUGGGACAAGGUUGUUCUUAAUGGGACAACCUUCCCUCUGCUGAAACUAACCUUAUACGGAUGAGAGGGGUAUGAAUGUCCCUUUCUAAACUUCAAAACCUGUUGUUUCAUGAACUGAGGAGAUUGCCACGUCCUUGUCAGUUUUGUACAGUGUAUUUACCCUUGCCUCAAUUUUGGUCACAGUUUGAACCCAUCUUUGUGUUUAUUUCUCUUCUGCCGCUGUUGUAAGGGUAUGUUGCGUGUCGAAAAAUAAACGACUUGACGAACAACAGUAAUUCAAACAGACAAAUACAGGUCUGCUACUACAGCUUAGCAUCACUGUGCGAACACCCUGCAACUGACUCUACCCAGGAGACCUACCCACCAUAGUGGCCGUGUGCUCUCCUUACAAACGUUAUAGUGAUUCAUCUUUUGCAUGCCAAACCGUGUGGAGAAUGGGGAGGAGACGCUUUGAAAUCGGCGCUCGCUUGGCUUUGCUGCGAAAACUCGCACACGCGCAAACACAAUUCCGCCAGCUAACACAGGCUACAAAAAGACGGGCUGCUUUGCAGUCUUAACCUCGUCGGGUAAAGCCCUGGCGACGAAGUUGUUGAGGUCUAAAUCGAGCCUCGUUAAUAGGACACUGAGCACGGAGGGUACUGUCGAAAGCGCCCGCUAAAACGCAGGUUAUUUUUAUCAUUGUCUCCAUGUUUUAUUACUUAAAAACAACCUCGGGCAAAUGGAAAAUCGUGAGAAAACACAAGGAAGCUUUUUAUGAUGUGGACGUGUGGGUAGAUUGAAUUACAAAAUCUGAUACGUCAAUAUAUUUUUUCUGUCUAUAAUUCCCUCAUCUGUAAAUGGGGGUCAGUUAGGUAGCUCCUCUGCCAAAAGUUUUCUCGCGGGAACGAUCCGGCCAGCUACGCAGGCUAGUAUUUCUGCGUAGGUCAAGAACGCGCCAGAAGUCAAGUGAAAGGCCUGGAGCGAGGGGUGUGUGAGAUCCGCGCGCUUUGCUUCGCUUUACAAUAUUCGCCCACACUUUUAUUAGGCGUAUGACCUAGUGUUUUCACUUCAUAUUUAGUGUGUAAGGAUGCCGAGCGUGAAUCGAAGGCUGGAACAUGUAAAGCGUGGGCGGAGUCAGGCUACUGCCAAAAAUUCAAGCGCGUCAUGUCGACAUACUGCUCAAAGGAGUGCAAAUUCUGUAGUAAGUUGCUUUUCUUUAGUUUAUGUGCCUUUUCCUAUAGUUAAGGGUGUCCUGUUUUGUGUCUACACCAAAGCUAAGCCUAGUAGGGGACAAAUCACCUGUAAUGGGCAAAGGUUAACACAGCUUAUAGCAGGUUCACUGAAUUCUACCGCGUACUUUAUCAAAGGCCUCGCUCAGUAAAGAAAACGGACGAUGACUCGCUCGCUUUAAUACGCGUGCGUACGUACGUAUAAUUUACGCGCGAGUAAACUAGAGGCAAUGUACGAAAGCCGCGCGUAGCGAGGUUUAACUUUUACGUGCAAGCGCGACCUUCCAUACAUGGCCUGUAUUUCAUUUACGCGCGUGACGCAUGUAAAAAUUACGCGACAGUGGAAAUCUACCUUACGGGGGUCGGGUGUCCUCCACCGGGAGAGGACCUCCACUCUUGCACGUCGUUAUCUAAGAUGGUGUUAGAAACGGCUUGCUGAACGGGAGUAGCUCUAGCCUGUUCCAAGAGUUCAGAUAGUGGAGAGCGGUGCGAAGUAAAGAAAGCGAUGAAAAGUAGAGGGGGACUCUCACCUCUCCCCCUCCGUCGCUUUUAUUUUUUCGCGCUCCUUUUUACUUCGCACCGCUCCCCAGUAUCUGAACGCCUGGAACAGGCUAGAGUAGCUCUUUUCUUUGAUCGCGUACAACGAAUUCUUCCACUGUUGUUGCUUUUCUUCUAGAACUCCAUUAUCAUUCCCUUGGUCUCCAAAAUAAUUUGAGUUCGCGCGCUAGAACGUUCAGGAUUUCUGGAGAAGGACAUAACUUAAGUAAGCAGACUUAUGAUUUUUUUCUCUCUCUUAUUUGUCAGAACCUUUCAGCCCGCCAGGAUGUCAACUAAGCGAAUACGGAUGUUGCUGGAACAAUUUUCCUGCUUACGGGGAAAACGGACACGGGUGUCCAAGUAAGAAAACACAUAAGAAUUAAUGAAACCUGUUCAUACUUGAAGGCGCAGUGUUAAGGACACUUGAUGAACGUUACAUUAUUCGACAUAUUGUUCAGCGGAAGGUCAUGCCAGGAGGUUUGAAUUUGUAUGACCAGCGAACAGGCGCUCGAUUUCGACUCACAAGUAUUAGAGUCAAGAGCUACUGAGGGGUCUUACGUAAGUGCCGAGUGCAAAGCUUCGCUUACCACUCACUGUGAAACAAAUACUGAGUAUUCUUUUAAACUGGGACCAUUCACUGGGAAAUUUGUAGUCCUCGACCUCUGGCACGUUUCUGCUUCUAUGUUUUCUUGUUGAACUUCCAUACAAUCUCUGCAUUUACCCAAGUGUAAGUGCAAAUUCGCGGACGAAAGGACAACAGUAUGUGGACUCGUAAAUGACAUAUUAACAGCUAGCCAGGACGUCAGCGUACAAGAGCGCCUUUGGCCUGCCGCUAUUUGUCCACUUAAGAGCUUACUGUAUCCCAUCUAAACCAUGAUGGCCGUGAACACUCGUUUCUAACCUUACACAAGCGGGCACCGUCCUGUGAUUUGUUCGCUUAUAGAGGAUACUGUUCAGGUAUUUUUUGGCCAUGAACGGUAUCACGAGAGACAAUAAAACAAACUACCAUCUUUUUUUAAAAAAAAAAAAAACGCGAAAAGGACAGCGGGAGAGAGAAAGCGGGCGAGACGGCGCUUUGCUUGUUUCCUGUCAUGCAAUUUGUCUCGGGUGAGUUUCGAAGCGCCUGCCGCCGUGGAGACUGGAUAAAACCCGUAUGCCACUACCUCCAGUUUGAAUACGGACACACUUUUUUGCUCCUCCAGAGUGUCCGUCAGCUGCCGUUUUAGAUGCUACCAGGUGUAUAAGAAAACAUGGCCGUGCUUGCUGACGCUUUAUUAUUUCAAGUCAUUGUGUUUUAUUUUUCUGAUUACAACAGGGUGUAAGGACUUUUAUGACCGCCUGUGCAGACUGUUUACCGAACCAGACUUCAACUACUGCAUGCGGCCCGGGAACAAAGGAAAGUUCAUUCGAUAUAACUGCUUCAAGUCUUGCGGAUGGUGUGACAAGUGA
Porites lobata is the source of this 7277-nucleotide messenger RNA. Lineage: Eukaryota; Metazoa; Cnidaria; Anthozoa; Scleractinia; Poritidae. The record is from the annotation of a GenBank genome assembly.